AUGGUAAGUUUAAGCUCAUUUAACGAAAUACUAAACUCAGAGGGGUUUCGUAUUGAUGGACGUCGUUUUAAUGAGAUUAGGAGAAUAAGUUGCAAGAUAUCCAAUGGGACAUCAAACUUAAGUGAUAGUAGUGUAUAUUAUGAGCAAGGUCAGACAAAAUUGAUUACAUCAAUUUGUGGUCCCAUACCACUUCUAAAUUCAUCUUCACAGUCAGGUAUACAACUACACUGUAACUUUAGAAUGUCUCCAUUUUGUACUCCAGAUAGAAGAAAAAGAGGAAAGAAUGAUAGGUUUUGUACCGAAAAUAGUUUGAUUAUAACAAGAACUUUUGAAUCAGCUAUAAGUGAGAUAUAUGUAAAAUCACAAAUAAUUAUAAAUAUUAAUGUCUUAGAGGCUGAUGGAGGUGUGAGAUCUGCUGCGAUAAAUGCUACAUCUCUUGCCUUAGCUAAUGCAGGUAUUGGUAUGAAAGAUUUAGUAAUAUCAUCUACUAUUGGAUUAUAUGGGAGAAUCCCAUUAUAUGAUAUUGUACAGGCAGAAUUUGAUGUAUUAAAGACAAUUAUGUCUUUUGCAAUUUAUAGUACUGAUGAAAACAUUGCCCCUAUAACAAUGGAAUUAAAUACAAAGGUUGAUGAGGAUAUAUUAAAUCUUCUACUUGAACACUCAGCAGCUGCUUGCAAACAUAUAUCAAAGAUACUAAGGAAUAUUUUAAGACAACAUGCUAUUAGGAGGUAUUAUACUUUUUCUUUGAAAUAA
This is a messenger RNA of Cryptosporidium muris RN66, 753 nucleotides long. RefSeq names its product 3' exoribonuclease family protein, putative. Gene Ontology annotation, cellular component: nucleolus; cytoplasmic exosome (RNase complex); nuclear exosome (RNase complex). The record is from RefSeq and is a predicted model, not a curated record. The transcript has 2 exons. Lineage: Eukaryota; Apicomplexa; Conoidasida; Eucoccidiorida; Cryptosporidiidae. The coding region runs from base 1 to 753 and encodes 250 amino acids. Gene Ontology annotation, biological process: U4 snRNA 3'-end processing; rRNA catabolic process; nuclear mRNA surveillance.